CCUCACGUGAUGAUAUGUGCCUUAUGAUAGACUUUAUAGGAUUUUAUGUAGGUGACCCAAUGGAUUUUGACUAGCCUAUGUUGAUGCAAGUGCAAAAUGUAGGCCUAUAUAACUAAAGUGGUGAUACAAUGGUUGUAGUUAUAAAUCCGAUAUGCUAUUCUUUUGGCAUAGAAGCGUUUUAAUUGUUUACAAAACAGAUAUAGGAUAUAGAUUUUGUAGGCAUAUAUAGCCUACAAAAUAUACAGUAUAGCCGCAUUUGGUCAAUAAGGGUAAAAACAGGCUAAUUAACUUAGACAACUGUCACCACACUGUUUAAAUAAAGUUUUGCCUUAAAUAUCAAUCGAUGAUCUUUAGAGGUAAGAGUUGCUUAAAAGUUAAAAUAUUUCAUGGGAGGCAAACAGCCUGCUUUGUCUUAGAAGAAAUAAUGUAUCUACAGUCAAAGGAGAAAAUCAACCGGGAAACCAUUACUUAUCCUCAGACAGACAGUUUCUAGAAUAAAACAGUUGGCCUAGCUCAUCUUGAGUCAUCCUCCAGACCUGUAACUCCGGUUGAGCAGGACCUGCAUCCUGCCAAGUGACAAGACACUCAGCUCUACAUAGUAUAGGCCUACAUCACGUUGUAGUAAAACUUCCCCGUAGUUCAGCAGUUAGGUCUUCACUAAAGAGCGUUGAUGCCAAAAUGCUCACAAUAGGCAAAUAACUUAUUGACAUCUUUUAUUGCAGUUCUUUAGAGUGUCUUUUUGAAGACAAAUAUGCAUCUGUUGUGUAAAUAGCUGUGUGUUUAGAUGCAGGCAUUGGCCUGGGGGUCAGGCUGGUGUUUAACGUGUAAGCAAGGUGCGUAGGGGCUUGUGUCCCACACAGCACCCUUCCGCAUCCCAGAAGCAGCAGCACAAGAAGGGCAACAGGAAGAGUAUGGGAACAUGUUAAUGAAAUGCCUGUGAAUGGCUGAAAUGGUGAAAUGGCUUUCUGAAUUACUUCAGGAAAAACCUUCUGCUAUAACUACAUUCAGUUUCAUGAACACACAGUUCGGCACUGUAGACUGAAUGUUAUUCUCUUGCUAGAGAGGACAGUGCUGGUGCUCCACGGAGAGUCCCCGGCCUGCGUUGCCCAGCGUCAGCCGGUGUUGGUGGACGAGGACGAGGCCUGGAGGUCCUUCCUGGAGAAUCCCUUAACUGCCGCGUCCAAAGCCAUGAUGAGCAUCAAUGGGGAUGAAGACAGUGCAGCUGCCCUCAGCCUUCUCUACGACUACUACAAGGUGCCAAAGGAUAAGAUCUCCAAAGCUGUCAAAAUUGAAGCAGAUGGCGCUAGCAAUCUAAUAGAUCUGGUAUCAUUUCAAAAGCCCACCCAGUCCAUGGCCACCCUCAGGACUGUGGCCCUCGGCGGCCUCCCCCACCUCAGCCCUCUCAGCUGGGAGAAAGGCUCGGCCUUCCACCCCUUCGACUCCCCACAUGGGAUCCCGUCCACGUACCUGCUGAGCCAAGAGGGGGCGUCCCAGUCUCUGCCUGUGGGGGACCCUGCUGCCCAGGGCUCCCAGUCAGAGGCCGUGGCGUUCAGCCCCAGCUACAGCCCCCUUGGCCUCCGAGCGCAGGCCCAGACGCCAGACUCCACAUACACAGAGGGACUCGCAGGGGAGAGCCAGGCUGCCUAUCAUUCUGAGGAUCUGCACCCACACAUCUCCUCCGUCUCUCCUGGGGGCUACUCUCACGUCAGCAUGCUGGACAGUCACCAGUUCGAGUACACACUGGAGGCCCCUCGCUCCACGUCACAGAAGACCAGCAGCGGUGUGAUGAGCUACAUCAACAAGGGCCACUUCUACCCCAUCAGCCUCCGCUGUCAGAGCAAGGGCAAGAGCGGGCCCCAGCCCAACACCAUUGUGCGGAGUGUUGUGAUGGUGGUGUUCCAUGACAAGUGUGUGGAGGACCAGCUUAGGUCGUGGAAGUUCUGGCACAGCAGACAGCCCUCAGCGAAACAGCACUGCAUUGACAUCGCUGACUACAAGGAGAGUGUCAGCACUGUGGCCAAUAUUGAAGAGAUUUCCUUCAAUGCUAUUUCCUUUACGUGGAACACCAAGGAUGAGCCAAGAAUCUAUGUGUCCGUUAACUGCCUGAGCACAGACUUCUCCCCCCAGAAGGGAGUGAAGGGCCUCCCCCUCAACCUGCAGAUUGAUACCUACAGCUGCAGUAACCACGGCGACCAGCUCCCGCUGCACCGUGCCUACUGCCAGAUUAAGGUGUUCUGCGACAAGGGGGCUGAGCGCAAGAUCCGCGACGAGGAACGCAAGGUGCUGCGCCGCAAGGGCCGAGGCCAGGACAGCGCCAGCACAAAGACAGGUGGCAAAGGCACCUUGCAACUGAACCCUCUUGACAUCACAGUGUUCAAACCCAUGAGUGACAUGGUGACGAUGCCAGUGCUGUUCAUCCCGGAGGCGCACUUUGCUGCCCAUCAGCAACAUGGAACUCCCGUGGAGGAGGGAGACGAAAGUGUGGCAGCGACGCGGUCGCCCUACUCAGCAGAGGAGUUUGGCUUCACUCCCAGCAAGCGAGCAAGGCGCGACGAACCCGAGAGAGUCCUGCUGUACGUGCGUCAGGAGACAGACGAGGUGUUUGAUGCCGUGUUGCUGCAGACGCCCACUCUGUUCGGCCUGCUGCAAGCAAUUUCAGACAAAUUCGAUCUGCCGGUGGAAAAAGUAUCAAAGGUUUACAAGAAAUGCAAAAAAGGGAUUGUAGUAAACAUGGACGACAACAUAGUGCAGCAGUACUCCAACGAAGACACAUUCCAGAUGGACUUAAAGGAGGACAGGGGCGCAUUCUCCCUGAUGCUGACGGAGAUCUGACCUGCAUGGGGGCCGGGGGCGGGGGGGGGGGGUCAGGGGCUUCAGAGCUAUGGACCAUACUCGAGAGGAAUGGAAACACUAAGUGCCUUGUUUACACUGCAGAGCAGAUGAGUAGCAUUUUUCUGUAUCUGUGUGUGUGUGUGUGUGUGUGUGUGUGUGUGUGUGUGUGUGUGUGCGCGCGUGUGUGCACAUGCGUUUGUGUGCUUGUAUAUGUGUUUGUGUUUUCAUUUUAGGGAGUACAUCUCUGCCAUACGGGCGCAUGUUUUUGUUUAUAUUGACUGUGAUGUAUACUAAUCUGUUUUGACACAGCUGGUAAUGUGACGUCAUUUCAGCUGAGAUGUGUUGAUAGGUCAGAUGAGGCAUUAUAAGUCAGAUCAGCAAUUACAUAUCAUCAUAUGAGAAGUGUGUGCAUAUAGCGUGUUUUAUUGAGGGUAUGUAAUGUUGUACAUUAAGAAAACUAUGGUUCUUUAGCUGUAUAUCCAACACAAUAAGUCUAUAUGAUUUGAUUUGAUUAUAUCAUGUCUGCCUGUCAGAAAUGCGCCAUGAAAUGGGAUCUCUUUGUUGCUCCAUAUAGUUUAUUAUAUGAUGAAAAGUACACACGAUAUUCAGUGUACAAGCACAGGGUUGAUGACCCACAGUAUUUAUGUGGAUGUGCAACUACAGAACUACAUUUUACUGUUAGGAAUAUAUCAGAAUAUCAGUGUAAAUACAUAUGUCAGAAAGUAUUAAAAUAAAGAGGUGAAUGUAUUUAUACUAAGUAUUUAUAUAGUCAUAUUCUGACAGAAUACCUUAUUGGCUUCACAUUAUUAAUGUUUGAGGUAAACAGUCGGUAUUUUAAAGCUACUAGUAUUUAAAGAUUUAGUAUUUAUUUUUUUUCUCUCAACUUUCUUUCAUUUUACCCUAUAAGCCAUGCAUGUUUUUAUACUCUGUCAACAAUAUCUGUAUUUUGAAUUCUGAAGGAAUGACAUCCUUCCACAACUAUGUGCUAGCCCCCUUUCUUUUUGUCUUUUGAUGAAUAAAGGCCAGUUUUGGAGAAGUGUUCUCA
This is a messenger RNA of Alosa sapidissima (American shad), 3877 nucleotides long. Its product is annotated as grainyhead-like protein 1 homolog. Gene Ontology annotation, cellular component: nucleus. The record is from RefSeq and is a predicted model, not a curated record. The transcript is spliced from 15 exons. NCBI's taxonomy places the organism in Eukaryota, Metazoa, Chordata, Actinopteri, Clupeiformes, Clupeidae. Gene Ontology annotation, biological process: regulation of transcription by RNA polymerase II. Gene Ontology annotation, molecular function: DNA-binding transcription activator activity, RNA polymerase II-specific; RNA polymerase II cis-regulatory region sequence-specific DNA binding. The coding region runs from base 1189 to 2832 and encodes 547 amino acids.